AUUUUUCUUUUUCACGCUUUCACAUAAAGAACUGUGGUGGACGACGUGCCUCUAUGUAAGUGGUUCACUCCAGAAACCGUGCUGACCAGCGAGGGAUAGGUGCCGUCGAGAGACAGUUCAUUUACAAGGAUGCUGGUGGGAAAUGCCUGGAGACAGAGAUGACGAGAUUUGUCAAAAAGCACUCGAACUCCUUUCAGAUCUUUGCUCGAAGGGGGAAGUGCAGAACGAAAACUGUCUGGAUUUCAUCUACUAUUUCCGAGACCUCGCCAGGCCACGAUAUUCUGAUUCAGAUAUAUCAGUGAGUCUACUAUCACUAGUGGUUACUGCCUGUGGCUUAGCCCUAUUUGGGGUCUCCCUCUUCGUCUCUUGGAAACUCUGCUGGAUACCAUGGAGGGAACGAGGGCUUUCACCCAUGACAAAGGAGGUCCAAGGGCACAUAAACCCCACCAUGAGCCCUCUGCCCUCACAGCCUGCACCCAAACAGCCAGUUUACACUGCCGUAGACCCGCCAUUGCACAACCGCCGUAAGUCAUCACAUUGUUCUGUUGCCAAAGAGUCUACCCCUGUUGCCUCUGUAGUGUCAGUUGAGGCACCAUUAACUCCUGUGUCACCCCCACCUGUGGUGAUGGCCACACCAGAAGCAGCUAUGAAGAUAAGCUAUACAUCCCCUGACAUACCAUUGGAUGCUCAAAGAAAAACCCGAGAAAAUGGAGUUCACACUAAUCCUCGGAUGCAAAGGCAGACUACAGAGCCAGCACCUGGUGGUUGCUCAGUCUCUGAAAUGGGUCAAGGUUCCAUUCGCAGGCAUAUGAACCUCUCUAAUCCGGACUUCAAUGUGGCACAGUUCCAAAGACAGGAUUCCCUUACUGGAAUGGGUCUUGGACUUGGCCGCCUCAAACCCGAACUGUACAAGCAGCGCUCACUUGAGGGGGAGGAAGCCAGUUGCAGAGGUGGGGGCUGUGGUCGCCUCCACUUUAUUCUCAAAUUUGACUGCGAUUUGGAACAAUUAAUAGUUAAAAUCCAUAAAGCAGAGGACCUCCCAGCCAAGGAUUUCUCUGGUUCCUCUGAUCCCUAUGUUAAGAUCUACCUGCUGCCAGAUCGGAAGACCAAACACCAGACAAAGGUGCAUCGCAAGACACUUAACCCUGUGUUUGAUGAGGUCUUCCUGUUCCCUGUGGCCUACUCUGAGCUUCCCACACGUAAGCUUCAUUUCAGCGUGUACGACUUCGACCGCUUUUCACGUCAUGACAUCAUUGGUCAAGUGGUGGUAGACAACUUCCUGGACCUGGCAGAUUUUCCCAGGGAGACAAAACUCUGCCGUGAGAUCCAGUAUGUAUCCUCGGAUAACGUUGACCUUGGGGAUUUGAUGUUCUCCCUCUGCUACCUGCCUACAGCAGGCAGAUUGACCAUCACCAUGAUACAGGCUCGUAAUCUUAAGGCCAUGGAUAUAACUGGUGCAUCUGAUCCAUAUGUGAAGGUUUCUCUGAUGUGUAAGGGUCAGAGACUGAAGAAGAGGAAGACAUCUACAAAGAGGAACACCUUAAAUCCAGUCUAUAACGAGGCCAUUGUGUUUGAUGUCCUUCCAGAAAACAUCGAGCAGAUCAGCCUUUUAAUAGCAGUGAUGGACUAUGAUCGUGUGGGCCAUAAUGAGGUCAUUGGUGUCUGUCGAGUUGGCAAUGAUGCAGACAGCCUCGGUCGAGAACACUGGAGUGAAAUGCUCACAUAUCCGCGGAAACCUGUCGCCCACUGGCAUCCUCUUGUUGAGUACCAGGGGACUACAAGUAGUAGCCAAGGAGGAUCUUGUAAUUCCCUAAAAGCGCCUCCUUCUCCGUAGCCUUCAGCAAAAAAAAAAAGACACUGCUCAUUGAGAAGCACAUUAUGAGUGCUGCUGAGUGUUGUUAAAAAAAAUAUUUUAAUAAAAAAAGGUGCAGGCUUUUAAUGACAGCUAUGGAAAUGAGAGAUGCAAAAUUUCUUAUGUUGGAUGUAGAAUGAUCGCCAAGAUGGAUGUUUUGUUUUUUCAUGAUGUUUCCUUAGAAAACAGGUAUAUGCAGACAUUUUAAGUCUGUGCAAUUCCUGCGUUUAUACAGAUAACACUGUUACUGUUUAUUUUUACAUAGUCUUGGUACCUGUUUUGAAAAAGUAAAACUGUACUUGCAAGAUGUACUUCAAACCAGUUGAACAGCCAAAUGUUUUUUUCUUUUUAUUUAGUGUUGAAGUGGUGCAUGGGGUCAUGGUUUGGUGAAAUAUCUUCUCCUGGUUUGUUUGCUUCUGUUCCUAAUUUUAUAUUUCAUUAUGUUGUACUGUCAGUAAGUGUGCAGUAACAAUUUAUUUACAUACGAAGUAUAUGUAAGCAGGAUAUGUUGAAUGUUAGAAAUAAAUAGUGUAAUGUAAAAAA
This is a messenger RNA of Cyprinodon tularosa, 2395 nucleotides long. It is a transcript of the gene syt9a, whose product is annotated as synaptotagmin IXa. Gene Ontology annotation, molecular function: calcium-dependent phospholipid binding; clathrin binding; SNARE binding. The transcript is spliced from 7 exons. Bases 143 to 1834 code for a protein of 563 amino acids. The record is from RefSeq and is a predicted model, not a curated record. Gene Ontology annotation, biological process: cellular response to calcium ion; regulation of calcium ion-dependent exocytosis; calcium-ion regulated exocytosis. Lineage: Eukaryota; Metazoa; Chordata; Actinopteri; Cyprinodontiformes; Cyprinodontidae. Gene Ontology annotation, cellular component: dense core granule; membrane.